AUGGAUGCCUCGCCACAGGCCUUCCAUGCCGCAGCCCCGCUCUCCUGUCGCGCCGCACAGCUGCUGCUCUUCCUCCCACGUCCGCCUCGUCCUGCUGCUGCUUCUACUUCGCCUCGCCGUCCGCGCGCCCGGCUAGGCGCAGCCGCGCCCCGCACAUGCCCUACUCCGGCCACCCUCCCCGCUGGUGCCCUUCGCCGCGCGCGCACGCGCCGCAUCGCCUGCUGCCCCGCUGCGUGGCCGCCCCCUUCUCCCCUGACACGCUUCACCGCGUUCGCGGAUGCGCACGCGCCCCCACCGUCGCCCCUCGGCCGCGCGCUCGCAGCCACUGCUGCCGUGGUUGCCGCCACCAUUGCGUCGCGCCUCCACCCGACUGCGUCGCCUGAACCGCGCCGCCUCCCCGCCCCGUCGUGCCGCGCCCCCCUGACGUCCCGCCUCCCGCCUCGGCUCCGCCGCACCGGCGCCGCCCCUCGCCUCCUGCCGCUGCUCCUUGACGGCGCCCAGCGGCGCCCGUUCGGCCCCCGCCUGGUUCGGGCGCCAACACGCCCCGGCAACCGUAACCGCACGCCCGAUGCCUGCUAA
Molecule: messenger RNA, 579 nt
Organism: Aegilops tauschii subsp. strangulata
Lineage: Eukaryota; Viridiplantae; Streptophyta; Magnoliopsida; Poales; Poaceae
Source: RefSeq, a predicted model, not a curated record